UAGUCAGUCAGCUCGCCUGCAGCCGGCGGGCCGCGAGUCGCAGAGGGCCAGAGCCCUGGACGCCGGCGCCUCCUCCUGCCAUUGUUCAUCCCACAGCUGCAGCGGCGGGCGGGCGCAGGACCCUGGGCCCCGGGGCCGCGGCACCAUCAUGACAACAGAGAAGAGUUUAGUGGCCGAGACUGACAAUUCACAACACCAACAACAGAAGGACGAGGGCGAGGGGGUUACGAACUCAGGCCAGCAAGAGGCUCAGCUGGAAGAGGCUUCUCAAGCAGCAGCCGAGGGAGAAAAUCAGUGUGAGCAGAAGCUGAAAACGUCUAAUGGAGACACUCCCACCCGCGAGGACUUGACCAAGAACAGGGAGCGGACGUCGGAAAACAGGGGCCUGUCACGGCUCUUCUCCUCAUUUCUCAAGAGGCCUAAAUCGCAGGUCUCUGAGGAAGAAGGCAAAGAAGUAGAGUCAGCCAAAGAGAAAGGUGAAGGAGGUCAGAAAGAAACAGAAUUGGCCACCAGUCUUGAUGAAGAGAUCAUUUUAAAGGCCCCAAUUGCAGCUCCUGAACCUGAACUCAAAACAGACCCAUCCUUGGAUCUUCACUCAUUAAGCAGUGCAGAAACACAGCCUGCUCAGGAAGAACAGAGAGAAGAUCCAGAUUUUGAAACUAAGGAAGAAGGAGUUGAAGAGUGCUCUAAAAUAGAAGUGAAAGAAGAAAGUCCUGAAUCAAAAGCCGAAAGAGAAACAAAAGCUUCCCAUAAAUCCAUCAGAAGACACAGAAACAUGCAUUGCAAGGUUUCUUUGUUGGAUGACACAGUUUACGAAUGUGUUGUGGAAAAACAUGCAAAGGGACAAGAUUUGCUUAAACGAGUAUGUGAACACCUCAAUCUUUUGGAAGAAGACUACUUUGGUCUGGCCAUUUGGGAUAAUGAAACCUGCAAGACAUGGCUGGACUCUGCCAAAGAAAUAAAAAAGCAGGUUCGUGGUGUCCCUUGGAAUUUCACAUUUAAUGUAAAGUUUUAUCCACCUGACCCAGCACAGUUAACUGAAGAUAUAACAAGAUAUUAUUUAUGUCUUCAGCUUCGGCAGGACAUAGUUGCAGGACGUCUGCCUUGUUCCUUUGCAACCUUAGCAUUACUAGGUUCUUACACCAUCCAGUCUGAGCUGGGCGACUAUGACCCAGAACUCCACGGUGCGGAUUAUGUUAGUGAUUUUAAACUGGCCCCAAAUCAGACCAAGGAACUUGAAGAGAAGGUCAUGGAGCUGCACAAAUCAUACAGGUCCAUGACUCCAGCUCAAGCUGACCUGGAAUUUCUUGAGAAUGCCAAAAAGUUGUCCAUGUAUGGUGUUGACCUUCACAAAGCAAAGGACUUGGAGGGAGUGGAUAUCAUCCUGGGCGUCUGCUCUAGUGGCCUUCUGGUUUACAAAGAUAAACUGAGAAUUAACCGCUUUCCCUGGCCCAAAGUGCUGAAGAUUUCUUAUAAACGUAGCAGCUUUUUCAUCAAGAUUCGGCCUGGAGAGCAAGAACAGUAUGAGAGUACCAUUGGAUUCAAACUUCCCAGCUACCGAGCCGCUAAGAAAUUAUGGAAAGUCUGUGUAGAGCAUCACACAUUUUUCAGGUUGACGUCUACAGACACCAUUCCUAAGAGCAAAUUUCUUGCACUGGGAUCCAAAUUUCGAUACAGCGGUCGAACUCAGGCUCAGACCAGGCAAGCCAGCGCCCUGAUCGACAGGCCCGCUCCUCACUUUGAGCGCACAGCAAGCAAACGCGCAUCCCGGAGCCUCGAUGGAGCGGCCGUCGAUUCCACAGACCGAGGUUCUCGGCCCACUUCUGCACCAGCCAUUGCUCAGAGACAGGACGCAGAAGGCAGUGUGCCAGGCGCGCCUGCCAAGAAAACAGUGGCUUCUAAAGACCAGGAGGAAACAGUGAAGGUUGAAGUGGAAAAGGAAGAAGUACCUCCCGAACAAGCUGAGCCAGAGGCCACAGAAAUAUGGCAGAAAAAGAGAGAGAGACUAGAUGGUGAAAACAUUUAUAUCAGACAUAGCAAUUUAAUGUUGGAGGAUUUAGACAAAAGUCAAGAAGAGAUCAAAAAACAUCACGCCAGCAUCAGUGAGCUGAAAAAGAACUUUAUGGAAUCUGUCCCAGAACCACGGCCUAGUGAAUGGGAUAAACGCUUAUCCACUCACUCCCCGUUCCGAUCACUUAACAUCAACGGCCAAGUCCCCACAGGAGAAGGAGUGCAGAAAACCUCUGUCCUUCCCUCGGAAAGAAAGGUUGGUGGGCCAGAGAAUGUAAAUGGCAUUCGCACAGAGGAGGCGGCUCCCGUGACACAGGGGCCAUCUGCCACCCCUGACUCUGAAUGGGCGGGCCCCGAGCACUCAGUAAUUCCUAGUCAGAGCCAGAGGACCGCCCCACCGGAGUGGCCACAAAGCUUUGACUUUGGCCCCCUCUCCAUAAGCAGCAAGGAGGCAGAAGAGAAGGAGCAGGGGGAAGCUGGCUAUCUUGAUAUUAAGGAAAUGCCAAGAGCCCCGAGUGGGGAAUGUGUAGGAGAGGAGGAUCAGGCCGGUGCCUCACAGGUCCCAGUGUCGCCAGCUUCCUCUCAGCUGCAACUCGGUGAGACAAAGGCAGAGAGUAGUGAAGAGCGUGCCACACCAGGAGAGCCGCUGGGAAAGCAGGACGGGCCAUUUCUUGACUCCCGUGUGGGUAACCAGUUCCCCACCCUCAUUCGAAGUUUCCAGCCUCCCCUGGUGAAGACCCAGACCGUCACCCUCUCAGAUGCUGCCGAUGUUGUGAAGAGUGAGAUCCCGACCAAAGACGUCCCCAUUGUCCACACUGAGACCAAGACCAUCACCUAUGAGGCUGCUCAGACUGAGGACAGCAAUGGGGACUUGGACCCUGGAGUCUUGCUGACAGCUCAGACCAUCACAUCGGAGACCACCAGCAGCACCACCACGACUCAGAUUACCAAGACUGUAAAAGGUGGGAUAUCAGAGACCCGGAUCGAAAAGAGAAUUGUGAUCACAGGAGAUGCUGAUAUUGACCAUGAUCAGGUCCUCGUGCAGGCCAUCAAGGAGGCAAAGGAGCAGCACCCAGACAUGUCAGUGACCAAGGUGGUCGUCCAUCAGGAGACCGAAAUCUCUGAGGAAUGAGCUCAGGAAUCGUUUACCCCCAACUCCCUGCCCAUCUCCCAUCCGCGAGAAAUGAUCAAGAAGCUAAACUGCGAUAGUCAGACUUUCAAGAUUAUUAUAAACCACCAGAAAAUUAAUUUCAUUUUCUAUUUGGAGUUUAUACCAACAGAGUCUUCUGGACAUCACCGAUCCUUUUGAAUACCUUUUUCUAUAUUGUGAUACCAGAGAUUGCUCAACUUUUCACUGUCUGGACUGUUUUUAAAGAGCUUUCGGGUUUUCUAUGGGGCGGUUUGUAAUCCCUUCAUUCAGUCCAGCCUCUCCCCAUGUGUUUCCAACCCAGAUACUCACCGGGCCCACAGGAUUCCUCUGGAAAUCCUCCAAAGCCUCCGUCCGCGUGUUGGGGGCAAAGCCAGCUUAAUGGGGCUGCCCUGCUCCUCUUCUAGUUUUAUGCCCUUUGGAUGACAGUGGAAACUUCAAAGAGCAGCCCUUUCUCAGAGCCAAUGAUGUGACUUUACCAGAAUGUCAGGCAGGGUGAGGCCCUGAUCCACAGACCCCAGGAAAGUGUCCCUGUCCCUUUGUGGGGGUGGUUUCGGUGAGGCAGAGGCCUCUGCUGAGAAUGUACUAUUGCUUUUCCUUCCUCCCUCCUGUUCUUUCUUUUCGGAGCUUCUUUAGAUCAGAGACGUAAGAAGUUGCUCAGCUCCAUCUGAUACUGUGAAUGUUUGAACAGACUGUGGCCUUCACCUUCCUGCCCUCCCUCCCCUUUUACCUCAUCAGAAGGAGUGGCUCUGCUAAGUGCUCCCCCACCUCCCAUCUCAGGAGACCAAAACUCACGGAAAAAUAGGCACUUUUGGCUAAGAGCACUAAAGGCACAUUUUUAGUGGUGAUGUGGGCAAAGAAAGCGAAUGAGGUUUUUGAAAGUGUUUCUAGCUCUGGGCUGUGUGCCCCAUACAGGGAAUGGUGGGCAGUCCCUCAGUCAGAGCCUGCUAAGCAAUAUGUCCAGGUGCCGCCCCUGGGCCUCUUCUCUGACCCUGGGAUGAUGAUGGGGAAUGUGACUCGAGAGGAGGUUGUGAUCCUUGACCUGUCUUCUUGCCACCAGCACCUGCCUGCAGACGCCCUUUUGGAUUUUGGGGCAGGGAAGCGGGCUUUUGGGGGCCACUGUGCCCACAAGACCCCACAUGCCCAGGUGUACAAGCACCAGCUCUGCCCAUUCUCACUUCCCAUCUGAGGGCUGUCGGUCAGGGUUUGUGGGCUUGAUUUGUAUGGUGGACUUGGGUUGAACUCUUUUGUUGUGGUUUGGUUUUGAAAAUGAGGCCCGAUGUCUCAAUUCCACCAUUCCAGGUCCAGAUUUGGGGGCAUUUUUAUUUAGUGGGGCUUCUCUAAUCUCCCAGCUUGCUCCCACAAACAGAUCUGCCUGGAAAUCCUUAGCAUCCUAAUUCUGGGACAUCUGUGAAUUCAUGAGGCAGACAGUGGGUCAGAGGCCUGCCCCUGUGCUCCCCACGGCGGGAGCCCGCCGCCUGCGGCCAGUCUCUGCUGGCCAGUUCUGCUUUGGCAGGCGCAGGUGGUUUGAACUUACUUCAGGUGUGUGCAUUUUUCUCUUAAUAGUUAUGUGAGAUUGUUAUGAAGCAACAGGCAGCCCUCCUGGGGAAGGACAGGAAGACCUCAGGUGGGAUGCGUGGCAGGCUUGGGGAGGUAGUCCUGUCUCAGGAACAGACUGAGCGCCUGUGGGCAUAGGUGUCAGUAUGGAUGGGCUUUCUGGUUGGUGCCCAAGCCUGGAUGGUCCAGCUCGCAUCAAACAAGCUUAUGGAAGCUCACUUCCCAGUGGCAGGCAGUUGUGCUGAAAGGCACUGCGGCUCCCAGAGCUGGAACCUGCGGCACGAAGAGCACCGGGGAAAGAAAGCACAGCCAGUGCACUGGGAACCUGGCAGACUCGGUGCUGUCCAGAGCAGUGUGGCGGCUCAGAGCAGGGGCCACAAACCUGGGGCCACACCUUUCCCUCAGCUCUGUCACCAACGGGCUCCCCUUCUCCCUGCUUCCUUUCCUAUGAACUGGACCAGGACAUCUCUAAUGCCCUUCCGGCACCGAGCAGUCAUGAUUUGGACAAGCUAGUGAGAGCGGGGGUCCUUCCCAGCCUCUUCCCCUCUCCUCCUUCUCUGGUAACAGAUCUCGGGGUUGGGCAAUAGUUUGGAUGUUUCCUUCCUGCGGUUGUGUGUGUGUGUGCGCGUGUGUGAAGAAACACAGGCUCUGUCCGGGUGGGAAACAGAGGCAAGGGACUCGGCAGUGGUUUUCCUGAAGUGACUCAGACAUAUCACAGUAACAACUUUAGCUGCAACUUUAUUUUUAUUUCACUUGAGAAAUAAAGACUUCCUCCAAGCCACAUGAGGUCUCUGCCACCCACCCACUCACCAAGCUGGACCUGCGUGUAUAAGCUGAGGGCCCCUGAAGCCGGACUGCAGGGACCUGUGGAGGCACCUCUGCCACCCUUCCCGGGCCCCCCGCCAUGUGUUCUGCAGGACAGCUGAGGGUGACGGGACAGCAGCCACCUGGAGAGACGGAGCCAGAGCUCUGGCCUGACCGACACACGAAAUACCUGCCCAGGACCCUGGCCCCAGGCUGGUGGUCAUACCCAUCUCUCAAAUGUAUUAUUUUGGUGACAAAAAUGAAGGAGCUUUGUAAAAUUUUUAAAAAUUAUGAAUCAUAUCAAGUAGUUGUUUACAUUUCUCGACAAAAUCGGAACUAUGGCAGCAGAAUCAAAUUGGCAAAAUUCUUAGGCUAAACAGGCAAUAAUGAGGUCUGCUGCUUUGGCCUUUCAUAGGAAGAGAACCGUAGUGUUUAGAUACGUGUUUGGUCUUGCUUCUUGUACUGCAUUUUUCAAUAAACUUUUAAAAAAAGGA
This is a messenger RNA of Artibeus jamaicensis (Jamaican fruit-eating bat), 6012 nucleotides long. It is a transcript of the gene EPB41, whose product is annotated as erythrocyte membrane protein band 4.1. Lineage: Eukaryota; Metazoa; Chordata; Mammalia; Chiroptera; Phyllostomidae. Gene Ontology annotation, molecular function: structural molecule activity; actin binding. Gene Ontology annotation, biological process: cortical actin cytoskeleton organization. The coding region runs from base 149 to 3142 and encodes 997 amino acids. Gene Ontology annotation, cellular component: cytoskeleton; plasma membrane. The record is from RefSeq and is a predicted model, not a curated record. The transcript is spliced from 21 exons.